Molecule: messenger RNA, 306 nt
Organism: Haemonchus placei
Lineage: Eukaryota; Metazoa; Nematoda; Chromadorea; Rhabditida; Trichostrongylidae
Source: the annotation of a GenBank genome assembly
AUGAGCGAUCUUUUGAUCAGGAGGCCGUCAAUUGCUAUUCAUUCUGUAUAAGUCAUAGAACUCAUCACAAAUCUAGCGGCACCCAAAAUGUUCUUCUACCUUAUUUACACCCUUGUUCUAUUGAACGCAUUCACAAGUAAAGCGGAACCGUGCGUGGACAAAGCGGCGGAGACGAAAGCAGGAGAAAGGUUUUGUGUAUACAUGCAAACACCUCUACCAAACGACAACGAGCCUCCAUGCAUAACCUCUAACUAUCACGCAAUUGCGAAGGAAUACUGUGCCAAGUCGUGUGGUCUUUGUGAAUGA